This is a messenger RNA of Colletotrichum navitas, 1170 nucleotides long. Its product is annotated as inositol polyphosphate multikinase. The transcript is spliced from 2 exons. Gene Ontology annotation, cellular component: cytoplasm; nucleus. Bases 1 to 1170 code for a protein of 389 amino acids. Lineage: Eukaryota; Fungi; Ascomycota; Sordariomycetes; Glomerellales; Glomerellaceae. Gene Ontology annotation, biological process: inositol phosphate biosynthetic process; phosphatidylinositol phosphate biosynthetic process. Gene Ontology annotation, molecular function: inositol hexakisphosphate kinase activity; inositol-1,4,5-trisphosphate 3-kinase activity; inositol-1,4,5,6-tetrakisphosphate 3-kinase activity. The record is from RefSeq and is a predicted model, not a curated record.
AUGGGCAAGAAGGAGAUUCCUGACCGCGCUGACCUCGUUGACUACAACCAUACCGUUGCUGGCCAUGCAGGAACAAUGUGUGAUGCCGAUGGCGAGCUAUUCAUCAAGCCCUGCACGCAGGCAGAAAUCGACUUCUACAACUCGGCCAUCGAGAACCACCCCGACUUCGCUGAUCUGAUGCCUCUGUUCAUGGGCACCCUCAUGCUCAACGACCCUGCCGAGCUCAGCUCCAUUGAGGACGGCGUCCCGGGCCCCGUCUCGUCGGCUGCCGCCAAGGAGGAACUCACUCAGGCCGUCACCGGGCAGCCUUCCACCGCCGCCCCAGAAUCGCAAACCGAUAAGGACAAGUGGGUGCAGAACAAGUCCAAGAGGAUCAAGACGGACCAGGCUGUUGUGCUCGAGAACUCCGGAUCUGGCUUCACCUCGCCCAACUUCCUCGAUGUCAAGCUGGGCGAGCGGCUCUGGGCCGACGACGCCCCCGCAGAGAAGAAGCGGAGAUUCGACGAAAUCACCCGCAAGACGACACAUGCCCCCCUGGGUUUCCGCAUCGCCGGCAUGAAGGUAUGGCGCGGCUCGACAAUGAAAUCGGAACUGGACCACGAGGGCUACAAGAUCUACGACAAGGACUACGGCCGUGUCCACGUAAACACCGAAAACGUCGUCGACAACUUUCGCAAAUUCAUCUUUAAUAAGACCGCCGGCAUCGACGACGACCUGGCCCGCGCCGUCGUUCAGGCCUUCCUCCGUGAUCUGCGCACCGUAGAGCGCGUCCUCGCCUCCAAAGAGAGCAGGAUGUACUCAGCCAGUCUCUUGUUCGUUUUUGAGGGCGAUGGCGACAGGUUGAAGGAUGCCAUCGCGCAGAACAACUCAGCCGUCGAAAAGGUCGGGGCCGAGCUUGAUUGGGACGACAAGCCUGGUAGACCUGCCCUGAGAGUCGAUAGUGGUAUCGAGCUGAUUGAUGAAGACGUCGUCACCAUCGACGCUGCCGUCAACGGGGGCGAUGAAGACGAUGAAGAUGACGACGAUGACACUCCUGCCUUGCCCAAGAUUUACUCGCUCAAGCUGAUUGACUUCGCUCACGCAAAAUGGACGCCCGGCCAGGGUCCCGACGAGAACGCGCUCAAGGGCGUGCGGAGUCUCAUCAAGAUUUUCGAGGAGAUGGCGCAAUAG